UAUUCGACCACUUGCGAGCUUCUUCACUUUCGUUUGUUUGCCUUUCAGAACAAGUCUCAAGAUGGAUGCGCCGAUUGUUUACUGGCUUCUGUUUCGCGCUGCCUCUUCGCUCUUUGCAUAUUCUCUUAUCGUCUUCCUUCUCCAUCUGCGGAAUCGUCAAGCCAAAUCAACACCGCGUCCCAAGAAGCCAGUGGAAGCUCCCAACGGACUCCCAGUGCUAGGCCAUGCGGUCGCAUUCUCGAAAGACCAGGCAGGCUUCGCCAUGGCCUUGAAGAAGCGUUUCAACGGGAUCCCCCUACGUCUCCGGCUCAUGGUCAUGGACAUCGUCUUCCUCACUGACCCUGACCAUAUCGGCUCUCUCUUCCGACGCUCCACGGAACUCACCAAUGGGCCCUAUCGAAAGUUCGUCAGCUCCACGUUCGGCGUGCCAAGGGACUUCCAGAAGUUCUUCGCGGCUGAUAACUCCGGGCUGUCUCGCACUCCUCUCCCAGGUUCGAAUGUCAAACCGGAACAUCGUGUCGACUAUCUCAUGCACGCGUUCAUCGUCCAGUUCAUGACCGGAAAGAGCUUGAAGUUCCUCGCCUCUCGCUUCACGGAGAACAUGGAGGAGAGACUCUGCAACUUGGACUGCUCCCACGAAUUCGAAGGCCACGGGAGCCUGUACGACUUCGUGAAGAAGAACAUGUUCCACUCCUCAGUCCGAGCCAUGUUCGGGACCCAUCUCUUCGAAGUAGACCCGCGCUUUUGCGAGCACUUCUGGGAGUUCGAAGAAGGCAUGCCCGAGCUAGCAAAGGGGCUCCCUCGCUGGAUGUACUCGAAGCAGUACAGAGCGCGAGACCGAUGUAUCCUGACUGUUCGGCAAUGGCAGAAGAGCCUCGGGGCGCGCCGAAACGACGAGCCAGAAACCGCGGAAGAGCUAGCCAAACAGGAGUACGAUGACUUCUUUGGCUCUGCGAUCGUCAAGAAGCGGCACUCAGCUUUCAGCAAGAUGGAACCGCACAUGGGCCCGGACGCCCGGGCGUCGGAAGACCUGGCUCUCCUAUGGGGCGCGAAUUCCAAUGCCACGCACGCGGCCUUCUGGCUGAUCUACUCCGUUCUACGCGACCCGGCGACCGAGGCACGCUUUCUGUCUGAGAUAAGAGCCGCGGAGAUUCCAGAUCAAGCCGGUGAUAGCUUCGUCCGGUACGACAUCGACGCCCUCUGCACAAACCCUUUCCUUCAGUCUCUCUACGCCGAAACGCUCCGCCUGUACGUCGCAAACAUUGUACUGCGCAGCCCGCGAAACACAGAUCUCGCGGUUGGCGACUACAGCAUCAAACGCGGCGAGAUUAUCGCGACCAUGAGCUACCCCAUGCACCAAGACGAAACAAGGUACAAUACCGGGACGCCUGAGGAACCCCGGCCCCUCUCCGACUUUUGGGCCGAGCGUUUCCUGGUGCCAAACGAUGCGCCGAAUGAGGAGCAAGAGCCAGACCAGGCACGCCCGGCUGAGAAGUUCUCGCUUAAAGGCACCGAAGGGGCUUGGAUUCCCUAUGGUGGGGGCGCAAACAUGUGUCCAGGGCGCUAUUUUGCGAAGCAAGAGAUGACAUUAAUGGCGGCGCUGCUCAUAGGAAAUUUCGAGGUCCAGCUCGUCGGCGACUCAGCAGAGAUAGAUUGGCGGUAUUUCGGUUCGGGGGUGCUGGGUGUGGGCGGGAACAGCAAAUUCCUCAUUCGGAGACGGAGUGUGAAGGGUUCGGCGUAACGUUUGCAUCUUCUUACUACCCCUUUUCUUUUGUCUCGCAGCCGUAGUUCGAUAU
This is a messenger RNA of Trematosphaeria pertusa, 1796 nucleotides long. Its product is annotated as cytochrome P450. The transcript has 3 exons. The record is from RefSeq and is a predicted model, not a curated record. Gene Ontology annotation, molecular function: iron ion binding; heme binding; steroid hydroxylase activity. Lineage: Eukaryota; Fungi; Ascomycota; Dothideomycetes; Pleosporales; Trematosphaeriaceae. Bases 62 to 1741 code for a protein of 559 amino acids.